Messenger RNA from Acanthamoeba castellanii str. Neff, 453 nucleotides. RefSeq lists its product as uncharacterized. The transcript has a single exon. The record is from RefSeq and is a predicted model, not a curated record. Lineage: Eukaryota; Discosea; Longamoebia; Acanthamoebidae. The annotation marks the transcript as partial.
CCCAUCCCACACCCAACACAUGAGGUUGUCCACUCUGCUCCUGCUUUCCUCACUGCUCAAUCAUCAGACUGCCCCCCACUUCACAUCAGCCUCUACAGCUUCCUCAUCCAGAGCUUAGAGCUUCCCAAUCCUUCUCCCCACCCCAUCACAUUGCCCACCACCCCCUACCACAUUCUCUAUGAGGCAAAUCCCACCUACUUCCUCUCCUUCUGUGCUGCCCUUUACUCCAGCUUUGUCUGCCUCUCCUCUACCCCCAUAGCAGAGGGCAACAUCUCCUCUCUUGGCAACUGGCUCCUCACCUUCCACUCUAAAUUCCUGGAGGAGUCAGAUCUCACAGCCAUCACUUCCUUCCUACAAGGCCUAACUUCACAUCCUGCCCUUGCCCCUCUCACACCCAAGACCAGCUCCUCCUCCUCUUCCAGUCCACAGAAAGUGCAAAAGUCCAUUGGCUAA